Rhipicephalus microplus (southern cattle tick) is the source of this 1149-nucleotide messenger RNA. Its product is annotated as tetraspanin-33. NCBI's taxonomy places the organism in Eukaryota, Metazoa, Arthropoda, Arachnida, Ixodida, Ixodidae. The record is from RefSeq and is a predicted model, not a curated record. Gene Ontology annotation, cellular component: membrane.
AUGGCGAAGGGCAAGGACGUCCAAGGCGACAAAGCAAAACAAGACGUCCAAGUGGCUACAGCAUCACCAACCUCGCAGUAUACGCAGACGUUAACGCGACACACGGAACCUUCGGCGCUGUCAGCGAAGCAACCCCAAGCGGAACGCAAGGAGAGUCUCUCGACGACCACCCGUAUCCACACCGAGAUCAGGACUCGCGGCAUCGUCGUGGUCGUCAAUCUGGUCAUUAUGCUGCUGUCGCUGGUCGCUCUCUGGUGCGCCACCUACUCGUACGCGGUGCGACCAUCCUCGGAGAGGGGGAACCUGCUCAACAACGUGAUGCGCAAGUCCUUCCUCUACACAUUAUUCAUGCACCUCGACGUCUUCAUACUCGUGCUCAGCGUGUCCUUGUCCGUGGUCGCCGCCUUCGGCCUGGUGGGCGCGCUUCGGGAAAACAUCACCGUGCUCGAGGCCUACCAGAGCCUGCUGGCCCUCACGAUCCUGCUCAACAGCGUCGCGGCUGUGGCGGGCACGGUGAUGCCGCAGUCGGCGCGGAACCACCUCAGGCAGACCGCGUUCGUCGAGUUCAUCCAGAGCUACCGGGAGACCGAGUACUUCCAGCACAUGAUAGACGCGCUCCAGGCGUCGAUGCGCUGCUGCGGCUUCUCCGAGGACGCGUUCCGAGACUGGAACCUCAACGAGUACUUCCACUGCGCGUCCGGCAACCCGAGCCGCGAGCGCUGCUCGGUUCCUUUCUCCUGCUGCCGGCGCCGUGUGCUGGGCGACAACGAGACGUCCGAAGUGUCGAUGCCGGUUGGGCGCUUCUGCGGCCACGGCGUGCUGCUCAUGGACGACCAGGAGGCCUGGCGGCGCGUCUACACGCGCAGUUGCGCCGACGCUGCGCUCACGUACGUCAUGGACAACCUCGUCGUGUUCGUCGGCGUCGGCAUGGUGCUCAACAUGCUUCUGCUGUUCAUGCUCAUCACGUCGGUCAUAUUGCAGGACCAGAUACACAGCAUCACGGCCAUCUACGAGGCGUACUACAUGACGCUCGAAGAAGGCCAGGUUGCCAUGCAGGAGGCCGGCCUCAUCAAGUUGCCCGAAAGACCUUCCGACGAUAAGUCGACAGUCAAGGAUCCCGACAAGGCUAACGACAAGGUGCCGGUGUAG